Molecule: messenger RNA, 1960 nt
Organism: Branchiostoma belcheri (Belcher's lancelet)
Lineage: Eukaryota; Metazoa; Chordata; Leptocardii; Amphioxiformes; Branchiostomatidae
Exons: 7
Coding region: 120-926 (268 amino acids)
Cellular component (GO): membrane
Source: RefSeq, a predicted model, not a curated record
CAACCCACGAGUCGAUCAGCGUGUGACACUGUCAGAACCAGGCGCCCUGUCCACGCUUGUUUACCGCCUGAACUUCACAUCUGAUCGGACCCAUCGCUUUAAUACCAGUGAGAGUUCCCAUGGCAUACGAACCUCGCGCGGUGCGGGGCCUGGGCUGGACCCUGGUCGUCCUGGGAUGCCUCAGCGUCACGCUAGGGGUCGCUGCGGACAUCACGUUCGCCGUCCAUGACGUCGGCACCCUGGGACACUACGUCAGCGCACCUGUCUGGAGCGGGCUGCUGGUGCUUACGACAGGAAUUCUAGGUAUUUUCAGUGCUAAGAAACCAACAAAUAAAUGCCUGAUUGUAGCGUUCAUGGUGGUAGGCAUAUUCGUGAUCCUGGCGUGUGUUUGCUGCAUCGCCAUCGCGGCUCUGGGCAUUGUGCUGAAUUAUUAUGUGCAUAACUGUGAGCAGUACGACUGGGAUGCUUACUACGCCGCGCAGGCACUUCACGAGAGCAACCCGGAUUUGUACAACGAGCCGGAGGUCUGGCACUACAAGACGUACGACUGUAGACCGGCUGCCAUCGGCCUCCAUGCGGCUAACAUCUUCCUGGCCGUGCUGGAGCUCAUCCUGGGGUUUGUGGUCUCCAUUCUCAGCUGCUGUGGACUGUGCACGAUGCGCCGCCCUGCGGCACAGACAGUGAUCUAUACUGCAGGGCCAGUUCUGGGAGGAGCACAAGGAAACAUUGUGGUCAUGCAGGGCACUCCAGGUGUCCAGGGGAGCCAGCCGCAGAUGUUCGUUGCGCAGAACCCAGGUGCUGCAGGUGCACCUGUGCAGGUGUUCUACCCCUCCCAGCAGGUGCCACCUGCCUACCAGGUGGAUCCAGGUGCGGCAUCAGGUGCCCAUGAGGAGAAGAAAAGUCCCAUACCUGCUGGAUCCAUGUGAAAAACAAAAACAUCAUCACGAAGUGCUACGAUAUAGCAUCAUCGUGGGGUCGUGUGGCGUAGCGGCAGCGUACUCGGAACCAAGAGGUCCCGAGUUCGAGUCCUGACAUGCCACAGAUCUUGUGCCCUCUUUCCGAGCGCAGACAGGACUUGUGCAUGGACUUUGCCCUCAAAGUCAGCAAAUCUUCGCGCUUCUCCUCCUGGCUACCCCCAACACGAAAGCAGAAACACCAAAGGCGACAAACCCGUCGCUACCAGCUACCUAUUGGGACCAAACGCUUCCUGAACAGUCCCGUCCCAGCCAUAUGCUGAAACUGUUGAACUCUUGACUCACAGGUUUAAAACCUUUCCCGCCUUAACUGUUAAGAUUCUGCAAAAUUUGAAUACUCGUAGCAAUGAGGACCUAUCAAAUUUCAUCUUUACUAUAACGUUUUUAAGAACCUUUCGAUAAAUUACUCUUUUAAGAUAUUUCAAUAUUUGUAAUAACAGUAUGGUAUAUUUAAGAUUUUAAACAAUUGUUAAAUUUCAUCCCUAUGUGUGCAAACAGCUGUAAAGCCCAUUUGUAAUCGUAAUAAUGUUGUACUUUGUAACCAGACCCAACAAUUCAGCCGAAUGCAUCUCGGCUGCCAGUGGGUCUUGGGAUUUAUUUGUUUAUCAACAAUAAACCAGUCUAUAUAUCGUUUAGCUUGGAGCCAAGAGGUCCGGGAUUCGAUCCCCUGACCUGCCCUGAUGUUAUACCCUUGGGAAAUGCGUUUUACAGACUUUCCUAACUUCACUCAGCUGAAAAUGAGUAACUUGAGCUUAGGUUAGAGGAGGUCGCGUGUUUGGGGAGACCCACACCUCACGCACGGGACCCACCAUGAAAAAGAAUAGUGUGCGAUGGUCCGAUUCUACAAGUGAGUUGGUGACUCAUUCCAAAUCACUAGUGUAGCAGACAAAAGACUGGACUUACGAAUUAUAAAUGUUUCUUAUUGAUGAGGUCUUCCUUUACAAGAAUUGUAUCAGUUGAUCAUAUAAAUGGUUUACUGGUCAGAC